AACAAUCAUGGCAUGAUAUUGUGUCGAAGCUUGUAACAAUAUAAUAAGUACCUGAGUGAUCUGUCUCCUGAGCAGAUGUUGCUGGUUGAUUAUCUAUUCUACAAUGAGUUUGAUGAUCUUUCAAUCAUGUCAUUGGAUAUAUAUUCUGAAGAUAUAAAGAUGAGAAAUCAUAUUAUGCAAAGUGAACUACAAAAUGAUCUCAUUGUGGAUUUUGAGAAUCCUCAUAGCAACUACGCGGUUCAGUUGUACAAGUUCGACUUUAUUAGCAUGCCUCGUCAAGGUUGGCUCACUAGUGGAGUUAUUGAUGGAUGCGCAUGCAUGUUUAAUAGGCAAGAAGAGGAAUCACCUUCUGCAACGAGGAGAUUCUGGUUUAAUAUUAUGCCUUUUAACUAUAUCAAUUGGAUGUGUGCUGAGAAGGUAAGAAAGGUUAAGAUUGAUAGUGAAAUUGCUGAAAAUGAGAUUAUUUUGAAGAAGCUGAAGGGCACUAGUGAGUAUGAUGAGAAGUUGAAAGAAUGGGAAGAGAAGAAGAAAAAGUUGGUUACAAAAGAUGAUGAAUUAUACUACAAUAAAUGUAAGGAAGCUAUUUCUUCAUGGGUGAAAUCAUUUCCAAGAAAUGAUAUUCGAGAAGCUGAACUGAUUUUUGUUCUUGUUCACAAGGAUGAUCAUUAUACUGUCUUGGUGCUGAACAAGAAAGCUAAAAGGAUUGAAAAUAUUGACAAUCGUACAGACAUGAAGGAUAUUGAUAGAUAUAUACUUUUGUCGUGCUUUUGAUUCUUUUAUGCAAGGUAAUAUAAGAUGUCGUGAUUUUGAUCAUCUCCAACAUUGGCAAACAGUGACUCUUUAUUUCCCUUGGAGAAGCAAGGACAACAAUUAUGAUUGUGGUGUCUAUGCAAUCAAAUGCAUGGAGUUGUAUGAUGGUCAAAAUGCUAACCAUUUUCCACUUGUUGACCUGAAAAGGGCAGCCACCAAAAACCUUGAGCGGUGCAGGCUUGCACUUCGUCUUGUGGAGCAUCCUUUAAACAAACUGAGAGACAAAGUGAAGCAUGACUGUUAUGUUUGGUCAACAAACAAGCCUCAACUUAUGGAAAGACAGAAUUUAAGGAAGGAUAAAGAGGUUGUUCUAGAUAAAUUAGCAUUUAAUCGAUCAAAGAGGACAAAUAGAAAAGAAGCACGAGUUUUACAACGAAGGAGGGAGCACGAGGCGGCAGUCGAAGAGGUGUUGAAUAAUAAAUUUGAAGACAAAAUCAAAUUAGAGCAACUGUUGAAUUUUCGUUAUUCUUAGUUGCCAAACUGCCUUUUAUUUUUAUUUUUUUAUUGUAAUAUACAGUAGAAAUAGCACACCAUUAAAUUUUGUAAUGUACAAUAGAAAUAGCACACAACUCAUUUGAUAUUUUUUAUCUUU
Messenger RNA from Beta vulgaris subsp. vulgaris (sugar beet), 1402 nucleotides. RefSeq lists its product as uncharacterized. The record is from RefSeq and is a predicted model, not a curated record. Bases 76 to 771 code for a protein of 231 amino acids. The transcript has 5 exons. NCBI's taxonomy places the organism in Eukaryota, Viridiplantae, Streptophyta, Magnoliopsida, Caryophyllales, Amaranthaceae.